Molecule: messenger RNA, 2133 nt
Organism: Etheostoma spectabile (orangethroat darter)
Lineage: Eukaryota; Metazoa; Chordata; Actinopteri; Perciformes; Percidae
Product: cytohesin-1
Exons: 12
Coding region: 174-1373 (399 amino acids)
Biological process (GO): regulation of ARF protein signal transduction
Molecular function (GO): guanyl-nucleotide exchange factor activity
Source: RefSeq, a predicted model, not a curated record
ACGUCAUCCUGCCCCAACACCGGCUGUCUCUCUGCACCAGACAGUUGUCAUUAACUGCAAGUCUAACGGUAUCUUGGAGGGAAUACAUAGCUUCACCUUUUGAUCUUUAAAGUUACUUUAAAGUGACAUAUUUAACGCUGUUUUCUGAGCCAGCGUUGACCUACAGCACAAACAUGGUCUUAAAGUCGGAAGACGGAGUUGUGCCUGAUGACCUCAGUCCAGAGGAGAGACAGGAGCUGGAAAGCAUCCGCCGCAGAAAACAAGAGCUACUGCAGGACAUACAAAGGCUGAAGAAUGAGAUAGCAGAGGUGACCAAUGAGAUUGACAGCCUGGGCAUAACUGAAGAGAGAAAAAGUAUGCAGAGGAAUAAACAGAUGGCCAUGGGCCGAAAGAAGUUCAACAUGGACCCCAAGAAGGGGAUUCGCUUCUUGAUUGACAGCUCCCUGCUGAAAAACACCAGCAACGACAUCGCCCAAUUUCUCUACAAGGGUGAGGGGCUUAAUAAAACCGCUAUCGGCGACUACCUAGGGGAGAGAGAUGACUUCAACAUUGAGGUUCUGCACGCUUUCCUGGAGUUACACGAGUUCACAGACUUGAACCUGGUUCAGGCUCUCAGGCAGUUCCUGUGGAGCUUCAGGCUGCCGGGUGAGGCUCAGAAGAUUGACCGCAUGAUGGAGGCGUUCGCCCUGCGAUACUGUCGCUGUAACCCCGGAGUGUUUCAGAGCACAGAUACCUGUUAUGUGUUGUCAUUUGCUGUGAUCAUGUUGAACACCAGCCUACACAACCCUAAUGUGAAGGACAAACCCUCCGUUCAGAGAUUCACAGCGAUGAACAGAGGCAUCAAUGAUGGAGGAGACCUGCCAGAGGAGCUACUCAGGAACCUGUACGACAGCAUCAAGAAUGAACCCUUUAAGAUCCCAGAGGAUGAUGGAAAUGACCUCACACACACCUUCUUUAACCCUGACAGAGAAGGAUGGCUGCUGAAACUCGGUGGACGAGUUAAGACCUGGAAGAGACGCUGGUUUAUUCUUACAGAUAACUGCCUCUACUACUUUGAAUACACGACUGAUAAAGAACCCAGAGGAAUCAUUCCACUGGAAAAUCUGAGUAUCAGAGAAGUUGAUGACUCCAAGAAACCGAACUGCUUUGAGCUCUUCAUCUCAGACCACAAAGAUCAGGUGAUCAAAGCAUGCAAGACGGAGGCAGACGGACGCGUUGUCGAGGGAAACCACACCUUUUACAGAAUCUCCGCCCCGACCGCAGAGGAGAAGGAUGAAUGGAUCAACAGCAUCAAAGCCGCCAUCAGCAAAGACCCGUUCUACGAGAUGCUGGCUACUCGGAAGAAGAAGGUCUCCUCUCUGAAGGGGCUGUAGAGCUGCUGAGCAUCAAACAUUGAAAGUCUUGACUUACUGCAGCAGACUGGAUGUUGACCUGAUACUCGUGCUGCUGCAGUGACACUUGGACCUCACAGAGAGGAUGUAGCUUUAAAAGAAGCUGUUUUUUGUUUUCUGAACUGGUGCACCUUCAGUACAAACACCUUGUUCUCUACAGUUAUAUUCCCAUCUAGAGAUAAAGUCAGUUUUUAUAUCCUUCUUUUGAACACUCUACUUCUGCAGUACUGUAUCGAUGCUGUGCCGUCUGGUUAGAACUACCACUCCACUUACAAUCUGCUGUAUGCGUGAUUCCCCUCGUACAGCUACUCAAGCAGGAGAGGUUAUCAGUCCGAAUGAAACUUACUGAAAGUUUGCAUUUGAACACAAGGUGAGGAAAAAGACACCUGCUGCUGUUUGAUCAAAGCCUUUCUUCACGCUGUGAAAGACACUUUAAUCUUUAUUUUGAUCAGUUAAGGUGUUUUUCAGACAUGGAAUAAACCUAUAUUAUAGCUGUUAAUGAAGAUAUCGGAUGGAAACCAAAUUUAGUCAUCUCGUCUGGGACGCAGGACUUUGUUUAGUCAGAUUUGCCAUAAAUGGCGCCUUUCUAAGCCAGUUUUCUUACUGCUGUUGGUAUUUUGUCAAAGAACUGUUGAUGAAAAUGAAGGUCAUGCAUAAAUAGCUAAUUAUUUAUUUAUCCAGAUAUCUUGUAAUUUAUUGUUCUGAGUUGUGUCUCAUUAAAGGCUUGCAAUCCAACAUUCAA